Messenger RNA from Cadophora gregata, 2043 nucleotides. RefSeq lists its product as uncharacterized. The transcript has a single exon. The coding region runs from base 1 to 2043 and encodes 680 amino acids. NCBI's taxonomy places the organism in Eukaryota, Fungi, Ascomycota, Leotiomycetes, Helotiales, Ploettnerulaceae. The record is from RefSeq and is a predicted model, not a curated record.
AUGUCUGAGACUAUGGACUUCCUACCAACCGGCAAUAACGGACCACCGAAUCCAAGACAUGUAGCUUUUGACGAUUUCGACUCCGACUUGAAAGACUAUGAUGAUUUCGUCCGUAUGAAUCCAGUCUCGGAAGAGAAGAAGAAGCACCCAGAAAAGCAACGCUCUUACAUCCCACCCACUCGCUUCGCUCAAGCAUACAAAUCGAUCUUCAUCCAGAAGCCUGAGAGCGAAAAAGUGAAAGAUAUCGUCCCCUAUGUCAACUGCAGCUAUCUCUCCACGACGAGCAAGAUCCCAACGCUGUUGGAGCUCAAGCAACAUGCGCAGUCGCUGGUUAUACUCAUCAAGAGCAUCACCAUGGCUGAACAGGGCGGCUUGAUCGACAACGAGAAUUCGGGAAUCAUGGGCGCGCAUCCUUUCUCUGACGGAUUAACUUUCGACUUUCUGAAUAAUCUCAGAGAGCCGUAUGCUGGACCCAAGAAUCCUGCUCUGAUGGCAGCGCAUCAGAAACAGCUCACCAGUCUGGCGAAUGUCAUUACAUCGGGAUGGCAGCCGAUGCCAGAGCACAAAGAUCAGUAUGGUAAUAUUUCACCACCUGCGAAUACGGUCAUCAUCCAAGAUGUAUGCCCGCUACAUCAUGUCGAGGAUUCUGUGGACAAUACGACGUACGGACAGCCGUACGCUACUCAUCAAGCAUUGAUCGCCCACGCAAACGAGGUCCUAGAGAUGAUCGAUCAUGAGUACUCUGCUGUCGGUGGCUUGUUGGGCAUCUUACCCAAGGUCGAACAGAAAGAGCAGCGUGCCAAAGCCGAAAGUACGCUUCUCGGACAGCUCAUCCUUUAUGUGACACGACUUGUGCAGCGAAUCCACGAUCUCGAACGACUGUACGCCAACGCUUUGGACUGUCUUGCCACAGAGUCUGUAGUUCCUCACCAAGCACUCAGUGCGCUUGGCCCAGAUGGCAGAAAGCCAAGAGAGAUAGUUUAUCCGCAAGAUCGCUUCGUGCUCGUCAACGCUGGGGACAGCGUCUGGGAGUACCUCAACAGUGAGUUUGAGUACCGGGAGGAAAUAGAUGGGCGUGUUGCAGCCAAUUACAAGAAGCACGGCCUUGCAGGCGAAGCAAUCUGGGAGCAGCGAGGAGGGAAAGAGAUGUCGAGGGGCAUCACGGCCAUUGAUAUAACCACCAGGUACUAUCGACUCCGAGGUGAUCCACUUAAGACCAUCUUCGUCAUUCCCGCUCAUAGCGAGCACCCUGGCACGAAAGUCACUCGUAAAAUGGAGAACGAGCCUACCGUCGUGGCGGUCGUGAAGCCCGUCUGGCCGGAGCGAAUUAGCGAGUGGGAAAAGAAACAUAGAGCCGAGUUGGAAGAGCUCAAGGUGCUCCGAAACCAGUUCAGGGCGUCUCAAUCAGAAGUCGAGCAAGCGAGGCACCGUGUCACGGUUAUGGACGGGAUUCAUGACCAGCUGAAGAAGAGAAACGCAUUUCUUGAGACUGCCUUGAUAACCGAGCCGCACGUCCACACAGCUCAGCUUUUGGAAGCGUCCGAGAAACUGCAAGCGGACAGGGAGGAACUAGACACUGAGCGAGCUAGAUUGAAGGAGGUCCUUGACAGCAAUGCUAGAGAAUGGACAGAAAUCGACGAGAUACGUAAUAAGCUUGAUGAAGAAAGAGCCCAAUUCUACCAGGAGCAGCAAGAGAAGAAGCAGAAGAAUGACGAGGCCGCUGCAGCAAGAAUUGAGAAACUGGAAAUCAUGGACGCCGAGCGAGCAACCGCAGCUCAGGAACUCGCGGACAAGCUUGCCACUGAAUGGCGAGAGGAGUUGAAGAAAGUUCUGGAUUUGAAGAGACUCCUCGAGAGAUACCAGGUCGCUAUCAAUUUAGAUGCUCUCAUUCCGACGGGAACGACGAAGGAGCGACAGAAGACGAUCGAUGACCUUGUCGCAAGUGAUGAGAGAAUAGAGGCUGCAAAGCAAAAAAUUCAGAGGCUGAGUGACGAGGCAAAGAAGAAGGCAGAUGAUGGCGAUGCUGCUAUGGGAGGGAUUUGA